AUGAAAGGAAAACAUCUGAUCGUUACCACAGCAAUUCCGUUUCCAGUUGUUCUGAUAGUGAAAACAAAUUCUUCGGGUCACGUAUUGUCAGUAGAUGGGACAUCACUUCACAUGCUCAUUUGGCUGUCUUCACGCUACGGCUUUUCGUAUUCGUUUCAAACAUUUGAGGGGACUACCAAUUCUCCUGGGUACGAUACCUGCUCGGCAAACAAGCAAUGUGAUAUAGUUGUGGGGGCCUUCGCGCUGACAGCUGCCCGCCUUGUCAUUUCGGAAUUCGUCCCGGGCGUGUUUUACACGAGCGUAGCAUCAGUUAUUGCAAUGCCCGAGUCGAUGAAUAACGUGGCCGCCGUCGUCAAGCCUUUCCAACUAUGGGUGUGGAUUGGAAUUAUUUGCGUCAUCCCGUGCGUUUUGUUGGUCCUUUUCUGUUUACAACGUUGGUAUUCAACAUUGUAUAAUCGAGAGGUAGAAUUUGGGCAGACGAAAGAAAAGAGCGAAUUGUCAUCAUCUUUUGGAUUUACGGCUAUUCUAUUUUAUGUCUUCGGGGUGUUAUUGAAUCAAGGCGCAUACUGCCCUGAUAAACGACUUGUCGUUCGAAUGGUUGCCGCUGUUUGGUGUCUAGCAGCUUUCGUUUUAGUAACCGGCUACAACAGUCUUUUAAUUUCUUACGUCACAUCGCCAAAUGCAGAGCCUCUUAUUCAGUCCAUCAAAGACUUGGGUAACACUUCUGAUAUUCACAUCGUCGUUGAUGCGGGUAUGGGUAUCGACUACAUCUUAUCGGUGGGUCCCGUUCGCGCUACUAACGCAACGAGCGGUUUUUACAAGGAAAUGGGAGACAAGUUACGAAGCUAUCCCAACUCACGUUGCCCUAAACCGGAGGUGUGCGUCGAUCUUGUCAAGUCAGGAAAUCACGCUUAUAUCGCUGUUACUAUUGCUGCAUUGCUUUCAAUGAAAAAGGAUUUUAUAUCAACGGGGAAAUGUGAUUUGACUAUGGCCAAGCAAAAAGAAUUUGCUCCAGCGCUAGCUUGGGUUUUACCAAAGCACAGUCCUUUGAGGGAAGAUAUCACCAAAGGUUAUUUCAAACUCAGGGUUAUUGAAAUUCUGGACUACGGAUUACUGGACAUUUGGGCGCAACGGUACCAAACUGAUGUUCGUAAAUGUCAAGACAAAGCCGAGAAGAUGAUGCAUCUGAAACCAUCACUCGACAGCCCACCUAGUGUGUCUCUUAAAAAUUUAACCGGAGCCUUCACUAUAUUAAUAGUUGGAUAUCUUGUAGCCUUAUUUAUAUUUAUUGGUGAAAAGCUAAUUUUUUGGGCCACAUCCGCUAAAUUUUUUUAG
Molecule: messenger RNA, 1335 nt
Organism: Daphnia pulex (common water flea)
Lineage: Eukaryota; Metazoa; Arthropoda; Branchiopoda; Diplostraca; Daphniidae
Exons: 9
Coding region: 1-1335 (444 amino acids)
Cellular component (GO): membrane
Molecular function (GO): ligand-gated monoatomic ion channel activity
Source: RefSeq, a predicted model, not a curated record